This is a messenger RNA of Triticum dicoccoides, 734 nucleotides long. RefSeq lists its product as uncharacterized. NCBI's taxonomy places the organism in Eukaryota, Viridiplantae, Streptophyta, Magnoliopsida, Poales, Poaceae. The coding region runs from base 1 to 465 and encodes 154 amino acids. The transcript is spliced from 3 exons. The record is from RefSeq and is a predicted model, not a curated record.
AUGGGGAAUUUUUCUAUGCAGCCAUUCGAGAUAGGCUCGCCGGCCGGAGGUGCCUCUGCUUUCGUUGGGUACAACGGGCGCGAGCGCCGCGCGGGGGAAGGGGACCCUCAACGACGGCCUGGAAGGCUGCGCCAUGGCCGGAGGGAGGAGCGACCGCGGCGCGCGCGCUUCAGCCAGCGCCGGCCAGAGGCCGCCAUCAUGCCUUCUGCAAGUGAGGCCUUGGUCGCAGGCGCUGCGUCAGAUGCGGCCGCGCCGUCACGGCCAAUCGCGCUCACGCAGUCUGCAGCCGUAGCGCGGACGGAGAGGGCCGACGUGCUUCUUGCCGGCCGUAGGCCGCUCGUGCCGUUCAAAAUCGACAGCGUCGAUCCAUUAAGAGGUUGCGAACAUUGUCCUGAUUCCAUGCCCACAUGCUCGGAUGAAGCAAUUCUCAACGGCGGUUGCCGGUUGACUCGUCACAUCGUGUAGUGACGCCGGCCGCUCGGAAGCCACGCCGCCGGGGCAAGCCAAGGCCGCUUGCCGUUGUUGUUCGAGGGCCGUAGUCGGGGAGGCACCGGGUUCCGCGGGCAGGCGUUUCAGGCGUACAUAACCGCUGCCUGGGAUGGCCUAUUUCUCUCGUCGGAGAGCAAAGGGCUGAUAACGUGUUGAGAGGAAAAAUGAAUCAACUCUCUUCUUUACUAGAUGGCAUCUGCUAUUUAUACAAGGGAAAUGACACCAUUGGAAAAGGUGUCUGUUCA